UACUUAAAAGUUAAUUUAGGAUAAUGGAUACUUCUAUGGAUAAAUCCAGUCAAAAUAUUUCGGAUCACAAUAGUGAACAAUUUGAUAAAAACACUGUCAACGACUUUAAUUUGUGUAAAUCUCAUGUUGCGUUAAAAAAAAAAUCAAAAGGCCGAUCAUUAAGAAGAAGAGAACUUUCAAAUGACGAACCUGAUGAAGAUGAUAAUAUAUUAGCUAAACUUGAUGAAAUGAAAACUAUGCAAAAACUAAGAGAUCGACCUAAUGGUGUUAAUAUUAUAAGUCUUGCUUUGGGAGAAAAACUUUCUCAAGAAGAUGAACAAUUAAUGGCCGAUCCAUUCAAAGUCAAAACUGGUGGUUUAAUUAAUAUGACAGCUUUAAAAACGGGACAAGUCACUCAAGUAGAAGAUGCCUAUGAUGUUGGGAUAGGUACUCAGUUUUCAGCAGAAACAAAUAAACGAGAUGAAGACGAUGAAAUGAUGAAGUACAUAGAUGAACAAGUUGCAUUAAGGACUGGUCGCAUUAAAGAGAAAGAUGAAGAGGAUAAUAUCAGUCCAAAUAAAUCAAAUUAUUGUCCUCCAGAAUUAGCAGCCUUGCAAGCGGUUCCAUUACAUUUACGAAGUUCAACUACACAUCGAUCUGAAGAGAUGUUAUCUAAUCAGAUGCUUAGUGGUAUACCUGAAGUCGAUCUAGGCAUUGACGCAAAAAUAAAAAACAUUGAGGCCACAGAAGAGGCUAAAAUGAAACUUAUUCGAGAUCGACGCAACAAAAAUGACGGUCCAUCACACUUUGUACCGACUAAUAUGGCUGUAAAUUUCGUUCAGCAUAACAGAUUUAAUAUAGAUCCCGUUGUUGGACCUGCAGGAAAAAAGAACGACAAAUCAUUGUUGCCUGCUAAACCACAAGAUAAAUCACAUGAGAAUAAUGGUGACAAAAGAAAAAAGAAAGAUAAUGCUACAGAUGAUUUUCAUUACGAACGGUUUAAAAAACAGUUCCGAAGAUAUUGAUACUUUGAUAUUAUAAUUUAUAAUAACAAUUGUAUUUUUUUACCGUAUUGACAUACCUAAUUUUGAUAUUUUAGUUCAAUUGAACACUUUACUACUUGUUAGUACAAUUUAUGUGGGUCAUGUAAUACAAUUUGUAUUAUUUUAUACACUUCAUCAAAUAUAUUUACACAGAUAA
Adelges cooleyi (spruce gall adelgid) is the source of this 1179-nucleotide messenger RNA. RefSeq names its product telomere length and silencing protein 1 homolog. The transcript has 8 exons. NCBI's taxonomy places the organism in Eukaryota, Metazoa, Arthropoda, Insecta, Hemiptera, Adelgidae. Gene Ontology annotation, cellular component: spliceosomal complex. Gene Ontology annotation, biological process: mRNA splicing, via spliceosome. The record is from RefSeq and is a predicted model, not a curated record. The coding region runs from base 24 to 1004 and encodes 326 amino acids.